GGGCUGCCCGCGCCCCGGACUCGGCUUCGCGCAGCCUUCCGCGCCCCACUGACGGCCGGGUCAGCGGCGACCUCCUGCCCCGCUGAAUCAGCCCUUCCCCUCCCACCACCUGCGCAAGGAGGCGGCCCGGGGAAGCCGCCUCGGUGCAUAUAAAGCGCUGCCGUCGGAGGGGAAGCGCCGCUGGUUCCCCGAACCCCGCUGCCGCCCGCCGCCAUGGCCCCCGGCCGCCGCCUGCCGCUGCCCGCGCUGCUGCUGCCGCUGCUGAGCGCCGCGCUGGCCCAGCGCCCCCUCACAGAGAAGCAGCGCGCCUGCCUGCUGCCCUCCGACGAGGGGCCCUGCCGCGCCCUGGUGCCGCGCUGGUACUACGACCGGCACACGCAGAGCUGCCAGGAGUUCACCUACGGGGGCUGCUACGGCAACGCCAACAACUUCCUCACCUUCGACGACUGCGAGAAGAGCUGCUGGACCAUCAAGAAAGUGCCCAAAUUAUGCCGGAUGGAGGCUGAUGGAGGACCUUGCAGGAGUUAUCUAAGAAGAUAUGCCUUUAACUUGAGCUCGAUGAGGUGUGAGGAAUUCAUCUAUGGUGGCUGUUAUGGAAAUGGCAACAACUUCAGAGAUUUGCAGUCUUGUGUGGACCACUGUCUGCCAGAAAAAACUGGCCCCUUGCUCUGCUAUAGCCCAAUGGAUGAAGGAUUGUGUUCCUCUUCCGUGCCUCGCUAUUACUAUGACUCCAAGACUAAAUUAUGUAAAGAGUUCAGAUAUACUGGCUGUGGUGGAAAUGCCAACAACUUUGUCACUGAAACGGAUUGCUACAAUGUCUGUAGAAAUGGAAAUCAGAAACCGAGUAUCAACAAGCCAACAAAUGUAUUCCGCAGAAAAAUAGUAAGAAAACUGAAGAAAAAAUCUCAGAUGUAUAACCUGAAGUCUUAAAGCUGACGUGUACUUGGAUGUUUGAAACAAUUUUUGUCGAUUCCACUUUCUUCUUUUGUAAGAUAUUUUUCACGAAGUUUUAUACUGACAUAGUUCUGUCUUUCAGAGCUGCUUUUUAUGCAAUUUACUUUUUUAUAAGGAACUGUACUUAAUAGAUGAAUGAACUUAAGUUUGGUUCUUCUACUGUGUUGUCUUUGCAAUAAUAUUUUGGAAAGACUUGUUUAAAUUUCCAUGUUUUUAUGGGGUGAAUGUUACUACUGCCUUGGGAGAAAAUUUCAGCUGCUGAAAAUCAAUUAAAAUUUGAAAAAUUAAAUGUCUGUUAUUAUAACUAAGGAGUGUCCAGCACUGAAAAUCUACCUUGGAUUUUUAAUUUUUUUUUUGCAUCCUCUGCUUGCUAAAGAAAAUUGACUUUUCACAAGUGUGUUCAGAGGUUUAUUGCCUUGCCAUGUACAUACUUUGGCCCUAUUGUUUAAAUAGAUUGUCAUUUACAGUUAAUGUUCAUAGUGAAAGCUUUCAAAAGCCUUCAUAAGAGUGAAAGAAGUAUAAAUUUAAAUGCAGCUCAUCCCACAGAAGAGAAUUUGGAAUAGGGAUGCCUUGAUAAACACUCUGACAAAGGCAAUGAAUAAGUUAGUUGAGUAUUAAAAUAAAAAAUGUAGCCAUUACUUUUUCAUGACAUUUGAAAUUUUUGCGAAGUUACUCCAGAUCCUCAUGGCAUUAAUCAACAUAGUUUUACUGAUUUUAAUGGAACUAUGCUGAUUACAUCUGCAGAAGAUUUUGAUAUUUGUGAUAAUGCAGUGGCUGUUGAAGCAGAGCACCAGAAGUUUCUGCAAAUUUCAUCUACAAAAGAGUAAUCUCUCUUUUGAGGCACUUUUAUGUUUCUUAUGGUAGGUUAUGCCUAUGAUGAUACUUUUGCACAUUCUUUUAUAUUUUGUAUUUUAGUUAUGUCUGAGUUUCAAUUAAUUUCACCUACAAUAUUUUCUAAAUAUAAAUUCAUAAGUAAUGUUAAUAAAAUGUUUUUUGGGGGAAAAAAAAAAGCUUGUUCUGUCAUUAUCCUGAAUGAGUUGUAUAGACCAAUAUGUGUACUGGAACCUGUAAUUUCUUAAUUAUGACUCUAACAGAGUUUAGUUGUCUCUUCAAUUAUUUCCUUACACUGAAGUCUUUAUUUGAAGAAAGCCAAUAAAUUGCAUUGAUGUUAAUCAUCCCCAGCAGUUUUGUAGCUCAGCUGGCUUUCUUGAAAGAGCUGCUCUCAAAGGGGUGCUUAGUUUAGCUUAUUGUCUGCUGCUGGGUCUCCUGUUUGAUGUUGCACUAUCUGAAUAGCUUUUGUGUGGGUGACAAGCUAUUUGUUUGAAAUUACACUGGCUUUCAGUUAGAAUAAUUCAGAUGUGUGCUUUAAACCUAUUCUGGAGAGGGAACAUGAUGGGCAAACUAGUCAAGAUCUUAUUUUCUUACUGAUGUUUCUCUCAUUGCCAUAUUUUCGAUUAAAGCAGUUGUGUGCUUGC
Messenger RNA from Taeniopygia guttata (zebra finch), 2429 nucleotides. RefSeq names its product tissue factor pathway inhibitor 2 (gene TFPI2). Gene Ontology annotation, biological process: negative regulation of peptidase activity. NCBI's taxonomy places the organism in Eukaryota, Metazoa, Chordata, Aves, Passeriformes, Estrildidae. Gene Ontology annotation, molecular function: serine-type endopeptidase inhibitor activity. Gene Ontology annotation, cellular component: extracellular region. The record is from RefSeq and is a predicted model, not a curated record.